Molecule: messenger RNA, 945 nt
Organism: Elephantulus edwardii (Cape elephant shrew)
Lineage: Eukaryota; Metazoa; Chordata; Mammalia; Macroscelidea; Macroscelididae
Product: olfactory receptor 2F1-like
Exons: 1
Coding region: 1-945 (314 amino acids)
Biological process (GO): G protein-coupled receptor signaling pathway
Cellular component (GO): membrane
Molecular function (GO): G protein-coupled receptor activity; olfactory receptor activity
Source: RefSeq, a predicted model, not a curated record
AUGAGCAAGGACAACCUGACCUGGGUGAGUGACUUCAUCCUCACGGGCCUGUCCAGGGACCCGGCGGUCCAGGCUGGCCUCUUUGUCCUCUUCGGGGCCGCCUACCUGGUGACCCUGCUGGGGAACGGGCUCAUGGUCCUGCUGACUGGGCUGGACGCCCGGCUGCACCUGCCCAUGUACUUCUUCCUGGGCCACCUGUCGGUGGUGGACAUCUGCUAUACGUCCAGUGGAGUGCCCCAGAUGCUGGUGCACUUCCUCCAGGAGCACAAGACCAUCUCCUUCGCGCGCUGCGGGGCCCAGCUCUUCUUCUCGCUGGCCCUGGGCGGCACCGAGUUCCUGCUGCUGGCCGCCAUGGCCUACGACCGCUACGUGGCCGUGUGCCAGCCCCUGCACUACGUGGCUGUGAUGCGCCCACCACUGUGUGUGGCGCUGGCGGCCGCCUGCUGGCUGGUGGGCCUGGCCAACUCCGCGGUGGAGACAGCCGUCACCAUGCGCCUGCCCACCUGUGGGCGCCGUGUGCUCAACCACGUGGCCUGCGAGACGCUGGCGCUGGUGCGCCUGGCCUGUGUGGACGUCACCUUCAACCAGGCGGUCAUCGUGGCGUCCAGCAUCGUCGUGCUGCUCGUGCCCUGCUGCCUCGUGUCCCUGUCCUACGGCCACAUCGCUGCCGCCAUCCUGCGCAUCCGCUCCAGUCAGGGCCGCCGCAAGGCCUUCAGGACCUGCGCCUCCCACCUGACCGUGGUGUCCAUGUCCUACGGGAUGGCCCUGUGCACCUACCUGCAGCCCCGCUCGACCGCCUCUGCGGAGCAGGACAAGCUGGUGGUCCUCUUCUACGCCGUGCUCACGCCCAUGCUGAACCCCCUCAUCUACAGCCUGCGUAACAAGGACAUGCAGGCCGCGCUGGGCCGGCUGCGCAGGGGGCCCCCAGGGGAGAGGACAGGGUGA